AGAAGUGAUGCACCGGAAGUGAUGGUCUCGCUCUUUCUAAUGGAACCAGAUCGCGUCUCGUGGCUUCUCUCGUGUGUUCUCUCGCUACAUCCAUGGUUCUCUCUCGGUGUUCCUGAGGAAGUGUGUGUGCACAGCUGAUCCAUCCAUCGUCUGUGUGUCUGGAUGAACCUCUGACUUUGUGCUCUUUCUUCUGAAGCCUCUAGCUCGGACUCUAGAAGCUAGCUUAGCAUGCUAGCUGGUAACACGCUAGCAACACAGAGUGAGAGAAACGGGAAGUGGUGAUUUAGUAAACAUGAGUGUUGUGCUGCUCUCGUUGGUGAAGCAGCGACUCACUGCGGCUGCUGAAGACAUCUUUGUUCUGUUUGAAAGAACGAUAGCAAAGUACGAGGAGGAACUGUCUCGUUCAAAACAGGAGAACGAGAGACACCGGAAACUACUGGACGCUGUUUUACAGCCUCAGCUUCAGAUCCACAGAGCAGACGUCCAGCAGCUGGUGGUGGUUAAAGAAGAGGUUCCCCCUGCUCAGCAGGAGUGGAGCUCCAGUCUGGAUCGGGAGGACUCAGAGCCCCCCCCACACAUUAAAGAGGAACAGGAGGAACUCUGGAUCAGUCAGGAGGGAGAGCAGCUUCAAGCGCUGGAGGAGGCUGAUAUCACCAAGUCCAUAUUCAAUCCUGUCCCUGUGAAGAGUGAAGAUGAUGAAGAGAAACCUCAGUUCUCUCAGCUUCAUCAAAGACAAACUGAACACCUGGAAACAGAAGCUGAUGGAGAGGACUGUGGAGGACCAGAACCAGCCAGGAACUCAGAUCCAGAGAGACAUUUACAACCAGAGACUGAGGACAACACUGGAGACUCUUUUGAACCUGACACUGAAAACUCUUCUGAACCUGACACUGAAGACAGGGCUGAUUGGAAGAAGACGAGAGAACCAGGUUCAAACUCUCAGAAAAAUAAACAAGACCCUGUCUGUGAUUCAAGACAUAGUGCAGGAGAGAAACCAUUCAGCUGCUCAGUCUGUGAGAGAACUUUUGCACUGAGAGGAAAUGUAAAGAAACACAUGAGAAUCCACACAGGAGAGAAACCAUUCAGCUGCUCAAUUUGUAAGAAAUCUUUUGGACAGAGAGGACAUUUAAAGUACCACAUGAGAAUCCACACAGGAGAGAACCCAUUCAUCUGCUCAAUUUGUAAGAAAUCUUUUGGACAGAAAGGAGAUUUAAAGAAACACAUGAGAAUCCACACAGGAGAGAAACCAUUCAUCUGCUCAAUUUGUAAGAAAUCUUUUGCACAGAGAGGAAAUUUAAAGACACACAUGAGAAUCCACACAAUAGAGAAACCAUUCAGCUGCUCAAUUUGUAAGAAAUCUUUUGGACAGAGAGGACAUUUAAAAUACCACAUGAGAAUCCACACAGGAGAAAAACCAUUCAGCUGCAGUGUUUGUGACCAAAGAUUCACCCGGAGAUAUCGGGUAAAACUUCAUAAGUGUGUUGGUCGUCAGUCCUCACAGCUUUAUCAAACUCAAACUGAGGAGAACAGAGAGGCAGAGCCUCCAGCCAGCAUCUCAGCUGAACACCUGGAAACAGAAGCUGAUAGAGAGGACUGUGGAGGUCCAGAACCAGCCAGGAACUCAGAUCCAGAGAGACAUUUACAACCAGAGACUGAGGACAACUCUGGAGACUCUUCAGAACCUGAGACUGAAGACAGUGAUUAUUGUUAGGUUUAAACUCUUUGAGUUAGUCCCAGUAAGUGUGUAUAACGCGAUACCUGCUCUGAGUGUGAUAAAAUAUCAUUGCUCUAAGUCAAGUCUGAAUGUGCAUUAAAACAAAUAUUAAGCACAGAAACAAGUCCAUUUGGCUCUAAUGACACCAAAGUAACCAACACUUAUGGCGACACUGACAAAGAACCAGAGCCAGCCUAGAACAUGACUUUAGCUUCUCCUGACCCUGAAAUCAGUGGUGAUUGGAAAGAUCUGUUAUUCCGGUUAAACACUCUGAACCAGUGGUUCUCAACUGGUCAGGCCUCGGGACGCACUUUUUUCCUUUGUCAAUAAAUCGCGAUCCGACAUUUGUUUAUUUGCUUUUCAGCAGACAAAAUCAAUUAAAGUGAAGUACAGUGCAUAUAUCCCUUAUAUCCCUUCACAGAACUAAAGUAUGCUUUUUAAAAAGGUUAAAUGAGAUGAUGGAAUCAAAGCUGAACUGUAUAACAUAAAAAGGCACACAUGCUGAAAAUCCAACCCCAGCAGGGGCCAAUUUGUGGCGUAGGGAUCUUACAAUUUCAGAGGCGUUUUUGUAGAAAUACUACGUCCUACGUUGUGGACCAACGUAGUUAGAAGCUUCUGUCUCUUUCUUCACCUCUAAAACUACAAUGCAUGUUAAUAAAAGCACCGAAUAGCAGUCAAGGAGGAACAGGCCUGCGUGUUAUUAAGAUAACAUAAGAUGAGAUAAAAAGUACUUUAUUGAUCCCAAUUAGGGAAAUGUUUGUGUGGCAGCAGCAUAAAAAGACAAGACAUUGAACAUUAGAGAAAUGAAAAGACUAGAAAUAAACAAUCCAACAUGUAAACAAUACAUGCACUUGUUUUGAAAAGAGGAUUACAAAUAUUAUUAUAUUUAAAUAUCAGAUAGUUGGCAAAUGGCAUUUUCCCUGUGUCCUUUCUUCUUGGUGACCAACUUCCAUGUGAAAUGACAUAUUAUUUGUUACUUUAUUUAUUUAAUGACUUCAUUGCUUUAUUUCUAUUUAUAUAAAUAUAUAUCCUGUGUUCCUCUGCUGCCACCUUCAGGAUAGCUAGAGUAACAUCAGCUCUACUGGACUCACUAUCUGCUUUGGAAAGCAUACAGUUGACAAUAACUGUUAGAGAAGAUUUAAUCAUUGAACUUAACCACUGCUUACUGAGACUUCAGAAUCAGAAACAGGUUUAUCACCAGGUGGGUUCACACAUACGAGGAAUUUGACUUGAUGUCAUGGUGCAGACAUUACAUAUAAAACAAGAAAUCUAAUAUAAAACAGAACAUCUUUAAGGACACCAUAAUAAAAUAUUGUUAAAUAGCAAUAAAAUAAAGCGGUAAUUUACAGUGAAAUAGAGUGCAGUGAAUUAUAGAAUAUAGAAUAUGAAAUAAGAAUAUUUGCAGUAAGCAGUAUUUGAGCAUUGUGUGCAUGAAUGUAAUGCAUAUAGAGUCUAUGAUGUGGCUGAGGUAAAGUGUCAGUGGGGGGGCCGGGCCUUGUUUAACCCUUGUGUUGUGUUCAAAAGCUGUUACCGUUCAUGGUGGUCGCGGGUCAGUUUUGAC
This is a messenger RNA of Gymnodraco acuticeps, 3275 nucleotides long. RefSeq names its product zinc finger protein 771-like. The transcript has 2 exons. Gene Ontology annotation, cellular component: nucleus. The record is from RefSeq and is a predicted model, not a curated record. Bases 293 to 1711 code for a protein of 472 amino acids. Lineage: Eukaryota; Metazoa; Chordata; Actinopteri; Perciformes; Bathydraconidae.